Messenger RNA from Laccaria bicolor S238N-H82, 729 nucleotides. RefSeq lists its product as uncharacterized. The coding region runs from base 1 to 729 and encodes 242 amino acids. The transcript has 6 exons. NCBI's taxonomy places the organism in Eukaryota, Fungi, Basidiomycota, Agaricomycetes, Agaricales, Hydnangiaceae. The record is from RefSeq and is a predicted model, not a curated record.
AUGAGAAGCGAUCAGGCGGAGUCUCAAUAUCCUUCUAAGGUAAAUUCCAUCAUCAGGAUCGGAAUUAUCGGCUUGAUCAUUGCCAACUACCAAAUCCGGUACUGGUUCUCACCAUAUCCCCCGAGCCACUGUUACUCUCAAGCAUUUUGUUAUUUAUGCUGUAAUUUAGCAUACAUGCCUUACUCGUCUACCAUUCAAGUUCAAAUAAUUCACUAUUGUAUUGGGCUUCGGAAAUUCAAAGGAACAAGUUUUUUUUUGAACUUGUUCUGUGUAAUCAGAAGGCUUAUCUCGUGUUCACCAGACGUUGGGCCGGUCCUGGCAUUCUAUGGUUCACCACAACAGCAGCAGUUGGCAGAUAAUGCCACUGUCUGUGACGGGGUUCACCACGGAACUGUUGUUCCUGCAGUAGUCGUUUUUCCACAUGAGCGUCGGGCCUUCAUAGCGUUCACCGCGUAUGGUCGUCAAGAUGGGCUGGUGCUUGAAUCGGUUCGGGUUCACAUUUUCGAUGUAGGACUCACCUCUUCCCCUAGGACCUAUGCCUUUGCUCCCUCAUUGCCUCUCCCUACAGCCUCCCUACAUCUCAAGUUCAUCCCCACUGUUGGUGUUACUGGCUUGCUUGUCAUUGAAAGGUCGGCCCACAUCCCUCAUGACAAUUCACGAACACAGCAUUGUUACACACUCAAAAACCUUGUGCGACACACUGCUCCCUGGAAAACUAUUGCCUUGUAA